Molecule: messenger RNA, 3030 nt
Organism: Salvia miltiorrhiza (redroot sage)
Lineage: Eukaryota; Viridiplantae; Streptophyta; Magnoliopsida; Lamiales; Lamiaceae
Product: phosphatidylinositol 4-kinase gamma 5-like
Exons: 2
Coding region: 764-2695 (643 amino acids)
Source: RefSeq, a predicted model, not a curated record
ACGCGUAGCUUUGGUCAUUCUAGCUCUAGAAUUUAAAGCGAGCCGUUUUAAGGGAAGCCAAUAUAUAGAAAGGUAGAAAAAGAAAAAAAAGAGAAUAACACAAAAAUAUUUUUUUUAAGUAGUAUAUAUACGAACAGAUAUAUCCACAUAUAGAUAUAGAUAUAGAGAGAGAAAGGGCUGUAUAGAGAGAGAACGUGUGAGCACACCAACAAGCAAGAAAGUAGAGGAGAGGGGUUUUGGUGGCUUGAGGGCGAAGGCGAAGACUCUACUUCGCAUAAAACUCUAGCCGUUAGGCCGUCUGCUUGUCUAUUUUUCCCCACCGUUAAAUUCUCGAUGCUUCCAGUUUUGUUUCUCUCAACAGUCUUGUAGCUGUGUACUGAAGCAGAGGGAAGAACAGGGUGAUUUCUCCAGAUCCGCCCAUUUGUUGGUCUUUUGCCUCUACAGAUUAUCUGAGGCUUGCUGGAGUCAUCAUAUGGCUCUCUCGAUGUAAUGACGUUGUAAAUCUCUCGCCUUUUGCCUUCUGAAAAACCAGUGUUUCUUCUUUAUUGAGGUUUUUGGUGCUUUCGGAGGGUGGGAAUUCAGAUCUUGGAUUUUCCGGUUAAUGAUCCUUGUUGGGUUUUAUACUAUUUGUGGUUAACUCAAAAUCAGCUUCUGAGUUUGGCGCUAAAAUAGAGAGUUGGAACUUGGAAGGGAAAGCUCUUACCUGCUGCCGUCUUGGUUGCCUGGUGUGAGGAGUACCACUCUUAGUCUAUCUCUUCCUUUCAUGUCUCCUAACCUUGAUAGCCCUGUUCGAACAGAGAUGGCUGUGUCAUUUUUCAAGAGUCCUCUUGGUGGUGGGGAGCACCUUCAAACGAAUAUGAUGGAAAACAAAACGACUGGUAGGAGACGUGUUUUUGUGCAAACUGAGUCGGGUUGUGUGUUAGGAAUGGAGUUGGACAGGAGUGACAAUGCACAUACUGUGAAGAGGAGGCUGCAGCUUGCCCUCAAUUUUCCCAUUGAAGAAAGUUCAUUGACAUUUGGUGAUAUGAUUCUUAAGAAUGAUCUGAGUGCCAUUCGGAAGGAUUCCGCUCUUCUGUUGACCAGGAAUUUCCUCCAUAGAAGCUCAUCAACUCCCUGUUUGUCUCCCACAGGUAGGGACAUGCAACAGAGAGAUCAGAGUGGGCCAAUUGAGAUUUUGGGACACUCGACAUGUUUUGCUAAGACAAAAAAUCUAGUCAAGGAAAUUGUGAAGGGAAUGAAGAAUGGGGUUGAUCCACUACCUGUUCACAGUGGGCUUGGGGGAGCAUACUACUUCAGGAAUGUCAGAGGUGAGUGUGUUGCUAUUGUGAAGCCCACAGAUGAGGAACCAUUUGCACCAAAUAAUCCGAAGGGCUUUGUUGGUAAAGCUCUUGGACAACCUGGCUUAAAGCGUUCCGUAAGGGUAGGGGAGACUGGCUUCAGAGAGGUUGCUGCUUAUCUCCUUGAUUACGAUAAUUUUGCAAAUGUUCCACCCACUGCAUUAGUGAAGAUUACUCACUCAAUCUUCAAUGUUAAUGAUGGUGUCAGUGGAAACAAGCCCCAGAACAAGAAAAUUGUUAGCAAGAUUGCAUCCUUUCAGCAGUUCAUUCCCCAUGAUUUUGAUGCCAGUGACCAUGGAACCUCGAGUUUCCCUGUUUCAGCUGUGCAUCGCAUUGGGAUAUUAGACAUUAGGAUUCUUAACACGGAUAGGCAUGCUGGUAACCUUUUAGUUAGAAAACUUGAUGGCUUUGGGCAGUUUGGUCAAGUUGAAUUAAUCCCUAUUGAUCAUGGUCUUUGCUUACCUGAGAGUUUAGAAGACCCAUAUUUUGAGUGGAUUCACUGGCCUCAGGCUUCAAUUCCGUUCUCAGAUGAUGAACUUGAGUACAUAGAAAAUCUUGAUCCUGCUCGUGAUGCGGAGAUGCUACGAAGUGAGCUCCCUAUGAUUCGAGAUGCGUGCUUGCGUGUCUUAUACCUUUGUACAACUUUCCUGAAGGAAGCUGCUGCACAAGGUCUCUGCCUUGCAGAGAUUGGUGAGAUGAUGAGUAGGGAGUUCCGCAGUGGUGAGGAGGAACCAAGUGAGCUCGAGGUCAUAUGCAUCGAGGCGAGAAGGUUUAUGGCUGAAGAGAUGUCAUCUCCAAAGUCUGGAGCAGACUUUGUUGAUGCUUUCCAGUUUGACAUAGAUUGUGAUGAAGGUGGCCAUGAUUUCACCCCACAAUUCUCCUCGGAAGACUUCGUUGGAGGAAUGCCCUUACAUUUUGGGUUUGGAAGUGUCAAUGGUCGUAUGCCUCUUUCCAAACUAGAGGAGAGCAUUGAUGAAGUGGAAAGUGAAGGAGAAGGAGAAGAGGAGAAUGGGUUUAUUAGUGUUCCACCCUUAACAAGAAGUAAAACUAUCCCGAAACUUUCCAUGUCUCUGAAAAACACUAGCUUAGGCGAGAAAAACCCAAAGUUCCCCAAGUUCUCUGGGAUGAAGCCUGAUAAUGGUUAUAACCUUGCUAGUUCCUCGUCCGGCCAUCGAAGUGCAAAUGAGCAGCUCCCUCCAAGCGCGAGCUUCGUGAAGCUCGCGGAUAUGAACGAGGAAGAAUGGGGAGUGUUUCUGGACAAGUUUCAGGAGCUGCUCAGGCCUGCUUUAGUGCAGCGAAAUUCCAUCAGCGUUGGCCAGAGGCAGAGACAGAGGCUUGGGACUUCUUGCAAGUUUUGAGGUAUGGCUUCCAUACAUUGCUAUGGCUUAGAGUGAUGAAUUUGCAGGCUUGUUGAGCUAGUGUCCUAGCUUUAGAUAUCUUUAUGCUUUCUCCCCGUUUGAGUCAACCUUAGGUCGGAGCGGCGGCGAUAGACAGUGAUGUGUAAAUAUUCUUUGAAUGAAAGGCCAAAACUAGAAUUGGCUGCAUUUUUUCUUUCUUUUAAGCUUUUAGUUUCUUGUUUCUUUGGGCCAUGAAAUAAUAUUGUUCGAUAAAUAAAUUGUUAAAGUGCAUGCCCUGUAUUGUAAAUAUUGAAUCUUGUUUGAGGUAAAUCUUGGAAUGGUGUUGUUGUUUCGUA